Molecule: messenger RNA, 3510 nt
Organism: Penicillium antarcticum
Lineage: Eukaryota; Fungi; Ascomycota; Eurotiomycetes; Eurotiales; Aspergillaceae
Product: hybrid sensor histidine kinase/response regulator
Exons: 5
Coding region: 1-3510 (1169 amino acids)
Biological process (GO): protein autophosphorylation; phosphorelay signal transduction system
Molecular function (GO): histidine phosphotransfer kinase activity; phosphorelay sensor kinase activity; protein binding
Source: RefSeq, a predicted model, not a curated record
AUGAACGCGCAGCAGGAAGAUCGCGAUGCCGACUUACGCGCCCGAGAAUUGUUCCAUUAUUUCCAACCGGACAACCCGGCUCUAAUGCCAACCGGCCAGCACGCGAAGCGAUCAUGCGAAAACCCCACUAUUCAAAAAUCAAGUCCAAACCUGGUGUUGACGGCUCUGGCACAAUUGGCCGCAUUAAAGCUGGGGGUUCAACGAACAGUUAUCAGUCUGAUUGAUCGGGAAACACUUUAUGUGGUAGCAGAAGCCUCGCGGUCGCUGGAUUUGGCAAACAAUGACCGGCAUGAGAGACAUGGCGAUGGCCUCUGGGUGGGCUGUUCGCGAGGACCCGUAGCGGGAUCUCUGUGCGAGAAAACCAUUACCUUAAAUGCCUCGGACGGAAAGCAUGCGUUCUUCGUCGUAGAGGAUUUAAAGCAGCAUCCGACCUAUUCCAAUUUACCCUGCGUCGCAAAAGAUCCGCAUUUCCGGUUCUACGCUGGUACACCCCUGAAAACCGUUAAUGGGAUCAAUAUUGGCAGUUUAUACGUGAUUGAUCCUCGACCCAACCGCCGUUUGGGCGAUUCUCACAAAGAAACACUUGGAAAUAUCGCGGAUGCGGUGAUGGAGUAUCUGGAGACCUCUCGGCAGUCAUUAGAGGCUAAUCGCUUGACGAAGCUAUUGGCUGGCUUGAAUACUUUCGUACAAGGUGCAUCCAGUUCAGAUACCCCGCGCGACUCAACUAGGCACAGCCCCGGCCAAUCGGACUGUCUCCCAUCGUAUUCACCAUGCGACCCUCAUACUCCUGACACCGAGGUUGAGGAAUAUACGUUCAAGGCCAGGAGCAGAAGCCCACCACUGGUUUCGUCGACUCAGCCAAAUGCACCUGACGUUGUUACUUCUGGCAUCAUUCCAUCUACAACUCGCAAAUUUUUACCAAAAUCGAAGGCAGAACGGUGCCCGGGAUUUAACGACAACAAAUUACAGCGGACUUUUCAAUGUGCUGCCAACAUCAUGCGAGAAAGCUUGGAUCUGGGCUCAGACGGUGGUGUGGUGAUUGUUGGCACCGGUGAAGAUAUCGAUCAAGAUUUGUACGAUCACUCAGACGGGGAAAAGGAGAAAAAACUGGUCAAAUUAUGGGCGAUUUCGGACACCAAACAUCAGCCCCAUGAAACCAAGGAAGAAAUCGUUUCAUAUCCAGCAUCACAGAUGGAAUCAAAAUUUGUACGCCGAAUGAUACGACAUCACCCACGCGGCGGCCUAUGGUAUUUGCAUUACCAUGGAGGAGCCUUUUCAUCCGAUGAGGAUGGAAUCAGUUCGGGGAGCAUAAAGGAUGCUCCCAACCCCUCCCAACCUCCACUUUCAGUACAUCCAGAGUCGCUCAAAUCGUUGCGCGAGAAGGAUCUCCAAUCAAUAAGAAAGAAUUUCCCCAAUGCGACCAGAAUUAUCUUCGCGCCUCUAUGGGACUCACUUAAUUCGCGAUGGUUCGGUGGUGCCUUUUGUUGGAGUCGAGCCGAGACUCGAGUGUUCAGUGCACAUGUCGAUCUGGGUGGACUCUUUGGAUUUGGCUCAUCCCUAAUGGUCGAGCACAGUCGUAUUCAGAGCCAAGAAUCGGCUAAGCAAAAGGGCGAUUUUAUUAGUACCAUGUCACAUGAGUUACGAAGCCCAUUGCACGGCAUCUUAGCAUCUAACGAAUUACUCCUCGAUCACGUGGAUUCAGACUUCGCGAAGCGGCUUCUUGACACGAUCCGUGCUUGUGGUCAAACCCUCCUUGAAACCUUUGAGCAGAUCUUAGAUUUCACCAAAAUCAACUCCUUUGAAAGGGAACUAUCAAGAUCUCGCUCGCCCCACCAACGUCUCCAACGUGGUCGGCCGCAGACAUUACACAUCGUCAAGCUAGUCGAUGUCCUUGCAGUCGUUGAGGAGGCUGUUGAAAGCGUUUGCUCCGGACAGCACCUAUCAAGUAUCAUGAAUGGAGGCAGUGCAUCUGCCCGACUAUGGCAGUUGGAUCCGAUGGAUGAUACCAUGAGAGAAUCGCAAACCAUCGACGGCGAACAAGUGGACGUGUUUCUUGAUGCUGCACCCCAGGACUGGCUUUAUGUAUUGGAACCAGGUGCUUUGAGGCGCGUCGUGAUGAAUGUAUUCGGAAAUGCAUUAAAGAACACGGACGUAGGAUCUGUUUCGCUCCAUCUUGAGACUCAGAAGUCAAAGAACGACUGCCCAGUGCUCCUGAUAACAGUUUCCGAUACGGGCAGGGGCAUCUCAAAUAACUACCUUCGUUCCAAUAUCUUUACUCCGUUUUCACAAGAGAACCCAAUGUCACCUGGUGCGGGGCUGGGUCUCUCACUCGUCCGAGGUAUACUUCGUUCACUGGGUGGAAGCAUUACAAUUAAAAGUCAACUCGGCGUGGGUACAGUGGUGAAGAUCACGUUCCCUCUUACAUAUCCUCAACAACGCCAGAUUUCUGAAACCAAGUCUCCCGUUCCGGGCUUGUCGCCACCCACUAUGACAUCUAUUGACCGUGUUACCACAGAGCUGGAAGGGAGGAGGGUAUUCUUUUAUCCCACCGCCAAUUUCCAAUCCAGCAAGCCGUCAUCACCUCAUAUGAUCAAACAAUAUCUGACCAAAUGGUUCGGCAUGGCUAUUGGGGAUCAGCCUCUUCCUACCGCGUCUGACUUGGUGGUUGUUGACGAGCGUCAUUUGGAUCAAAUCCCCAAAGUCUAUCGUCAUGCCCUACUUUUGGUCCUGUCUCAUCGAGGCUCUAGCCCAUUGUCAACGGAGACUUUGAUGAAAGAGCGACUGGUCAACUCAAUAUGGCUGACUCUUCCGUGUGGGCCUCACCAACUAGCCAGGACGCUUUUGAGCUCCCUUCAAAAUUUACGGCCAAGCAAGGCCUAUACGUCCGAUAGCACGGCGAAAUCUGUUCAACGUGACACAGAUUUGGACUCAGACUCAACUGAUCCGCGAACAAAGAUGGCUCUCCUUCGGCAGCAUGAAGUACGGCCCAAAUCAAGUGAUUCAUCUCCGUCGGUCACAUCAUCUACCCCAAAUGAAGAAAAUAUGAAGCCCAGAAUUACGGACCUUCACUUGCCAGCUCAUAUUGGGAAUGAUGCCAAGGAAACCCAUGUUUCCUCGCUGACUGAAGUAAAAGAUGGGCUUCGAAUCCUCUUGGUAGAGGACAACGCUAUAAACCUCGCCCUACUCAAAAGGUUUAUCUCAAAAGUACCAACGCAAGAACUGCACUGCGCCGUAAACGGCGCAAACGCCGUUGAAUUAGUACAGAAAAUGCCACAAGGCUAUGAUUAUGUCUUCAUGGACAUGUCUAUGCCUAUAAUGGACGGAUUCGAGGCAAGCAAAGAAAUUCGAUUGAUAGAAACAAAGCGGCAGACCGUGUCUCCUACACGCAUAAUCGCGCUCACCGGUCUAGGGUCGGAUGAACAUAUCUCAAGAGCUUAUGCGGCAGGCGUUAAUGUCUUCCUCCGAAAGCCGGCCUCUCUCAAGGAAAUAAUGACCGUGCUGGGCGAGUGA